Aspergillus sclerotioniger CBS 115572 is the source of this 1721-nucleotide messenger RNA. Its product is annotated as Zn(II)2Cys6 transcription factor. Gene Ontology annotation, molecular function: DNA-binding transcription factor activity, RNA polymerase II-specific; zinc ion binding. Lineage: Eukaryota; Fungi; Ascomycota; Eurotiomycetes; Eurotiales; Aspergillaceae. Gene Ontology annotation, biological process: regulation of DNA-templated transcription. Bases 134 to 1621 code for a protein of 495 amino acids. The transcript is spliced from 4 exons. The record is from RefSeq and is a predicted model, not a curated record.
UUCGACAUCUCAGUCGAUUAUUGCUACAUUCUAUGGCUAUGCCUUUUCCAAAUGACGAACACUCCUUAUCAAUAAAUUAUUAUAACCUGACUAAAUACUCUCGCAUGAGCACUCACCUUCGCUACGGUCUGCUAUGGUCUAUUGCGGGAAACCAAGUAAAGCGUGCUUAGAAUGCAGAGUGAGAAGACGAAGGUGUGACAUGACCAAGCCAUCGUGCGGGCAAUGUCUUAGAGCAGGGGCAGAAUGUACAGGAUUUCGUGACGUCCACUCUCUUCGCUUCCGGAAUCAGAGCGCACAGGUGAUACGAAAAGCCAACACUGCCCAGGCCAGUGAUAGUCCAGUCGCCACAGUUCGUAAACAUCAGCCAGGGUCUGACACUUCGGAUGAACGUCAACAGGGGUUAAUCCACUCCUGGGUGCAACAAUCCAUGCACAAGCUCUACGCCACUCCCUCCUUGCCCUGCAGAGAUCAGCAGCCCCUACAAUUCUUCAUCCAUCAUUAUAUCUCGGAAUAUGCUGCGCUGUCUUAUGGCCGUCGUAGCUCUUUUCAGUCCAUAUACUCUCAGGCACCAGCACAUGGGUACUUAUCCAACGUCGUUCAGGCCGUUGGCAUGGCAAGCUUAGCAAAUCUGCACCACUCCCCGCAUUUCCGACAGGCAGCAUUCAAAAGAUAUUCAUCGGUGCUCCGUGGUAUAAGAUUGGCGCUUACGGAGCCUAAUCACACAGUAUCUGAGCAAUUACUUGUCACCGUGAUGCUCUUAAAUCUCUUUGAAAUAGUGACAUGUGACGGGAUUAAUCUUUCCUCCUGGAACCAGCACGAGAGAGGUGAAUUAGCCUUAUGUUAUCUCUGGAACCUCAAUCAGCUACAAAGCCCGACAGGGCGGAAUAUCUUCAUACAUCUGCGCACAGAAGUUCUUAUCAACUGUCUCCAACAAAGAAAACCCAUACCAAGUAUGAUGCUUAAGUGGAUAGCUGAGGCCCGAAGGUUCGAGGAUGUACAGGAGACACCUGCUGGGCAAUUGGCUGAUAUCAUUGUGCGAAUCUGCGCUUUUAUAUCAUUCGUCAAGAACCCUUCCAGUACAGAUGCACUCUCACGAUAUAUUUCCGAGGUUCUCUCUAUCGACAAAGAGUUAGAGGCAUGGUCCGCGAAGUAUCAGAACGAGUCUAUGACUGCAGAUGAUCUCUCGCAUAACCUCUCGAUGAUUAACACCUGCAAUCUAUGCAAUUGUGCUCGCAUAAUCCUCCACGAAACACGACAUCAGGUCCUAUUACAGCGCCGCAACCUAUUCAGACUUCCAUCAUCAUCAUUCCACAAUCCCAUUCUCACCGUUUCCUAUACUGCCAUCCGAAAUAGCAUCAGGAGCAUCUGCUCCAGUGUUCCAAUUGUGCAAGCAUAUUUCAGGAACAAGCAAGGUGGAAUUCCGGCUGGAUGUGGCAUGACCCUGAUAUGGCCUCUUUUCGUUGCUGGAACUGCCUCGUCUGCUACACCAACUGAGCGUGACUGGAUAUCUCUGCAGCUGAGGCAGAUCGGAGAGUCGAAUGGACUUCAAAGGGCAAAGGUUGCAUCUUUACAUGUGGCUAAUUCGAACCACGGUUCUCACAAUAAUGGCAGCUCUUCCUAGAUGGAAAGCCUUGACAAAAUAUCCCAAAUAAUCAUGUUAACCUCUUCCUAGGUACUCACCAAACAUACACUAACGCAUCUACAAAUGAAACCCCCCUUUC